AUGAAUAUAAAUGAUCCAUCACAAUAUAUAAAUCAUAAUCAACAAUUUUUCAAAAAAUUCAAACCAAUAGUAUACGUAGAUAAACCUAUAGGAAAUCAUACCAAAUCAUCAACUGAAGUAAUAACUAUAUCAAUAAAUCAAUGUGGUUCAAGAUUGGUUGUAUCAAGAACUGAUAAAUCAUUAAGAUUAUAUAAAUGUUUUCCCGAAGGUUUAUUUGAUCCAAUUAUUAUUGAAGAUGCACAUUUAAGAUCUGUUGAAAGUAUAAGUUGGGAUCCAAAAACUGAAUAUGAUUUUGCAACUGUUGGAAAUGAUGAAAAUAUUAAAAUUUGGAGAAGUUCAAAUGGUAAAUUAAUAAAUAAUUUAAAAACCCUGUGUAAAAAUUUAAGAAUUGUAAGAUAUUCAAUAGAUGGUGAAAUUUUAAUUGCAAUUGAUAAAAAUUCAACUAUUUUAAUUUAUUCAGUUUUAAAUAAUUAUAAAUUAAUUCAAAUUUUUAAAAUUAAUGAUCAUAUAUAUGAUUUACAAUGGUUUAAUUAUGAACAUUCAUUUUUUAUAUUAGCAUUACAUGAUGGAUCAUUACCCAUAUAUGAAAUAAAUGAUAAUAUAAAUAUAAAUAAAAAAUCAACUGAUUUGGGAGAAGAAAUAUAUAAAUUAAAAACAAUAAUAAAAGGUCAUAGAUCAUCUACAAAUUCAAUAAGUGUAUCUCCAAAAGGUACUUAUUUUGUAGUUGGAGCAAGUGAUGGAAUAAUAAGUUUAUGGGAUACUUCAAAUUUAUUAUCAAAAAAUUUAAUAACAGAUAUUGAUCAAUCAAUCAUAAAUGUUUCUUGUUCAAGAGAUGGUACUUAUUUCUCAACAAGUUUUGAAAAAAAUUCAAAUACUCUUAUUUAUGAUCAAAUUUUAGGUACAAAAAUGUUUGAAAUGCCAAAUAGUGAAAGUGGUUCAAUGACUUUUAGUUGUUGUUGUUGGUUUCCUUCAAAAACUGAAUUUGUUUAUUCAAGUGAUUUUGGAACUACUAUUACUUUGAUGCAUAAACCUGAUGAACAUAGAACUGGGAUUAGACCACCAUCAAAAAGAUAA
This is a messenger RNA of Lodderomyces jiufengensis, 1074 nucleotides long. RefSeq lists its product as uncharacterized. The record is from RefSeq and is a predicted model, not a curated record. Gene Ontology annotation, molecular function: protein binding. Gene Ontology annotation, biological process: mRNA export from nucleus. NCBI's taxonomy places the organism in Eukaryota, Fungi, Ascomycota, Pichiomycetes, Serinales, Debaryomycetaceae. The transcript has a single exon. Gene Ontology annotation, cellular component: THO complex part of transcription export complex. The coding region runs from base 1 to 1074 and encodes 357 amino acids.